Molecule: messenger RNA, 1696 nt
Organism: Chara braunii
Lineage: Eukaryota; Viridiplantae; Streptophyta; Charophyceae; Charales; Characeae
Source: the annotation of a GenBank genome assembly
GCCAUUCGCCAAAGAAGGGCUUUGGGCGGGAGUUAGUUUGAACUGAAAGUUGUUCGCUCUGCUUCAGGCCAGAUCGGUCGUCGUCUUGCUUGCUUGUUGUGAAGUCUUCUCCUUUCUGCUCUGUGGAUAUGGCGGCACUUACCGUGGAGAAGACGGCCGGCGGCCGGGAAUACAAGGUGAAGGACCUUUCGCAGGCUGACUUCGGCCGCAUGGAGAUCGAGAUCGCGGAGGUGGAAAUGCCUGGUCUGAUGGCUUCCCGCGAGGAGUUCGGCCCGAAGCAGCCCCUGAAGGGAGUGAAGAUCACGGGAUCGCUCCACAUGACCGUCCAGACAGCCGUUUUGAUCGAGACGCUCACUGCUUUGGGCGCACAAGUGCGCUGGUGUUCGUGUAACAUCUUCUCUACUCAGGAUCACGCGGCAGCUGCUAUUGCCCGCGACAGCGCCGCCGUGUUCGCAUGGAAGGGAGAGACGUUGGAAGAGUACUGGUGGUGCACAGAGCGCGCCAUUGAUUGGGGUAGUGACGGCGCGGGACCGGACAUGAUUGUGGACGACGGCGGCGACGUGACACUGCUGAUUCACGAGGGAGUGAAGGCUGAGGAGCUGUACGAGAAGAAUGGGACUCUGCCUGACCCGAGUUCCACUACCGUUGCCGAGUUCCGCAUCGUUCUCUCGACGAUCAGAGAGAGUAUCAUGAAGAAUCCACGAAGAUUCAGGGACAUCGCCAAGAACAUCAGCGGGGUGUCGGAAGAGACGACGACGGGCGUGAAGCGCCUCUACGCCAUGGAGAGAUCUUCGGAGUUGCUUUUCCCUGCGAUCAACGUGAACGACUCAGUCACCAAGUGCAAGUUUGACAAUCUGUACGGCUGCCGGCAUUCUCUUCCGGAUGGGCUGAUGAGGGCCACUGAUGUCAUGAUUGCAGGGAAAGUGGGGGUGGUGUGUGGCUAUGGCGACGUCGGCAAGGGUUGCGCCGCCGCCUUGAAGAACGCCGGCGCGCGGGUCAUCGUUACCGAGAUCGACCCCAUUUGUGCUCUGCAAGCGGUUAUGGAGGGCUUCCAGGUUCUGACGCUAGAGGAUUGCGUCGAGUACGGCGACAUUUUCGUGACAACGACGGGCAACAAGGACAUCAUCAUGCUGAAGCACAUGAUCCGGAUGAAGAACAACGCCGUUGUGUGCAAUAUCGGUCACUUCGACAACGAGAUCGACUUGGUGGGUCUUGAGAGUCACCCAGCAGCGAAGAAGACCACCAUCAAGCCUCAGACGGACAGAUGGGUGUUCUCCGAGACGGGCCGCGGGGUCAUCUUGUUGGCAGAGGGAAGGCUGAUGAAUCUCGGCUGCGGCACUGGUCAUCCCAGCUUCGUCAUGUCCUGUUCCUUCACCAAUCAGGUCAUCGCGCAGCUAGAGUUGUGGACCGAGAGAGGCACGGGCAAGUACCAGAAGAAGGUCUAUGUUCUGCCUAAGCAUCUCGAUGAGAAGGUUGCCGCUCUUCAUCUGCCCAAGCUUGGCGUCAAGCUGACCAAACUUACGGAGGAGCAGGCAGCGUACAUCAAUGUCCCCGUUGAUGGGCCCUUCAAGCCCGCCCAUUAUCGUUAUUAAUAGUAAGUUCUAUUUUUGGACUUGUCGAAAUUCAGUUCUUUUUUUGGACUUGUCGAAAUGCAGUUCUAUUUUUGGAUUUGUCGAAAUGAAUGUCUAUUGUUGGC